Scatophagus argus is the source of this 3087-nucleotide messenger RNA. RefSeq names its product monocarboxylate transporter 12-B-like. The record is from RefSeq and is a predicted model, not a curated record. NCBI's taxonomy places the organism in Eukaryota, Metazoa, Chordata, Actinopteri, Scatophagidae. The transcript has 9 exons. Gene Ontology annotation, biological process: monocarboxylic acid transport; transmembrane transport. Bases 356 to 2218 code for a protein of 620 amino acids. Gene Ontology annotation, molecular function: monocarboxylic acid transmembrane transporter activity.
CUCAGGGUGUUUGCAGGAGAGUCAGCAGCUGGAAAACUAGUGGCCUUUUUUGAUCGCAUGUGUGUGUUUCUGUUGAGGAGUUGAGCCAUGAGGUGGUGACACACAGGACCAGAAAUCAGGAAGCUGCUUGACUGUGACAGUGAAGAGGAGGAGGAAGAGGGAGCAAAUAGAAACCAAAGCAGGUCCUUCAAACACCCUGACGAUCUGUGACAAGUCUGACAGAACAAGCCCACCCGAUGAAAACGUGCUGUACAUCCACAAGCAAAAGAAGAAUACUGAGGAGAAGAGUUUUGACUUCCAUUGUCCUUUGUAGAGGGGAUACUGAUGUCAGGCUGCCUUGUGAUUGGGUGGAGCGAUGACAAUCAACAAGCAGGAGAAGCUCAGGGGAGGCAGAAGGGCGUCAUCGGGGGUCAUGGCCCCACCGGAAGGAGGCUGGGGUUGGAUGAUUGUCGCUGCCUGUUUCCUCGCUACCAUCUGCAUCCGGGCAGUGACCAGAUGUGUUUCCAUGUUUUUUGUGGAGUUCCAGCUGCACUUUGAGAAGGAUUACUCAACCACCGCCUGGAUCCACAGUCUGAUUGACUCCACCACCAUGUUGUGUGCUCCUCUGGGUGGCUUCCUCGGGAACCAUUUCUCCUGCAGAGCCACGGUGAUCCUGGGAGGUCUGCUGUCCUCUGCUGGUCUGGUCCUUAGCUCCUUCGCUUCCAGUCUGGAACAUCUAUACAUCUGCCUUGGUCUCCUUGCAGGUCUUGGCUUUGCUCUCAGCUACACACCAGCCAUUGCGAUGGUUGGGAGGUACUUCAGUGAGAGGAAAGCUCUGGCCUAUGGAAUCGCCCUGUCUGGUAGUGGAAUUGGGACCUUCAUUCUGGCUCCUGCAGUCCAAUUGCUUAUUGAACAUUACUCAUGGAGAGGAGCUCUGGUCAUCCUGGGAGGAUUUGUUUCCAACCUGUGUGUUUGUGGUGCCCUGAUGAGGCCACUGGAACCAAGUGGACGUGAAGAGAUAUGGAAGAACAACGUGGCAAACCUGGAGAAAGAUUGCACUACACCAGUGCUGGAUGCCGACACUGAACACAAAUCUGCUGAUUGCAGCCAAGUGGAGCCAAAGCAGCUGGAAAUAAACCACUUAGAAGAUACUCAAGGGAUCCUCAUAGUCAGCGGAAGACUCAAAAACUUUGGAAUUAAAAAUGACAAACUAAAUCAAGGGAAUAUAGCCUUGCUAUCAAGCCCUAGCUUGCCUGACCCAAGUUUAAAGUAUCGAAAGAUAGCUGAAUGUAUUUUAUUUAGCAACAAGCUAACAGAAACAAUGCUAGGGGAGACUGAACUCUCAGGUCCUAAACCAACAAACAGUAGCGAAACUGAGUACCUGAAAUUAGUGGAAAGCCUGAAGUUGAACAACAAAGCAGCUGCCAUGGAUACAAAGAUAGAAGACUCAGGACCGGGCAAAGCCAAACCAACAGAUGUCUGUCUCUUAGCUAAAACUGUUAGCCCUCUUUCAGGGCCUUUAGUGAACACAAAAGCCUCAUCCAGAGGCUGUUUUUCUCUCAGGUCCAGGGAGGAGUUUGGGUUUCUCAUCUUACCCGACUUCCUCUUUCUGUCUGUGUCUCUCCUGUUUCUGGCCUAUGGUUGCAGUGCUCCCAUAGUUUACCUGGUUCCUUAUGCCCUCAGUGCAGGGGUGGGGCACCAGCAGGCUGCCUUCCUCAUGUCCAUAUUUGGUGUUAGUGGCAUUGUGGGUAACAUCACCUUUGGAUGGAUCAUGGACAGGAAGUGUCUGAAGAGGUAUCGCAUGUUGAGCUACAUGGUGGCGAUAUGCAUGGAGGGCCUCUGCUGUAUGUUCAUGCCCUUCCUUCACUCCUUCUCCCUCCUGGUCGCAUUUUCCGUACUCUACGGGUACUUUGACGGAGCAUAUGUUGCGCUCAUCCCAGUUGUGACCUCUGAUGUUGUGGGCUCCACCUACCUGACCUCCGCUCUGGGUGUGGUCUACUUCCUGCAUGCCAUUCCCUACCUGGUCAGCCCACCAAUUGGAGGUUGGUUAGUAGACAGGACGGGAAACUACGAGGCAACCUUCUUCCUCAGUGGGGCGUCCUUCAUGUUCAGCUUUGUGGUCCUGGCUGCUGCCAUGUUAGUCAGACAGUACCGGAGACUCAACUCUAACUCAGCUGCUCAUUUAAGUCCCACUCACAGUACUGCUGCUGCUGCUGCAGCUCAGCAGGACAUCAUAUGAAAAUGCUGCUCAUUCACCACUUCACCCAUUGCUGGUAUGUGGGUUUACAAUUAUAGUAAAGGUGCUAUUUUGAUGUGAAUCAUAUGCUGCUGAUGUGUUACGGAUUCAAGACCUCAAGCCCAGACUCUACAAGAGCCGAACCCAGCAUUACCAAAGCUUUAUUGAGCUUUCCAGUAAUACUGAGAUGUACAAAUGUUCACUUUAGCAUUCAUUUCGGUACCACAGACUACACUACCUGUCAAUGUAACAACAGGAGUCUGUUUGUUUUGUUUGUUUGUUUGUUUGUUUUGCUUGUACCACUGGAGCUGGUCUCUAAAUAUCUGGAAAAAGUGACAUUCAUACAGUGGGUAAUGAGACAAGUGAUUAUCUGAAGGACAAUGAAAUGAUUUUUUUUUUUAAAGUGCACAUAACUUUAUGAGUUGCUUUUUUACUUUUCAGAAUUUAAAACUGAUAAUCCCACACAUUAUUUUGACUUCAGUUAUGUGAUUUAAUUUUUAUAAUUUUGAUGUUUAGUAUGUUUAAUUCAUGAUUCAACUUGCCUGGACUUCACAAUUUGCCUCACAACAUUAUUUAUAAACCAUUUUGUGCAUUAACACUUACCGUAUCUUUCCAGUUAGCGAGAGAUGGCUGCAGUUACGCGUCCGGACUGAUGCUCAUAUAGAACCAUUUCUGUUUAACUUGUAAGAAGCAGUCAGUGCUUCCUGUUACAGCCCCUGCAAGUUGAUGUAAAUUUAUGUUAUAGGCCACAGGAUUACAGGGAAAGAAUAGUGCCACGAAACUUAUGCCAAAUAAUGAGUCUUUGAUUUGACAAGUAUGUGGUGUGCAUUAACCUCUCUUACUGUGAGAAUCACAUUAAAAUGUCACCAUGA